Budorcas taxicolor (takin) is the source of this 2451-nucleotide messenger RNA. RefSeq names its product nuclear body protein SP140-like. Gene Ontology annotation, biological process: regulation of transcription by RNA polymerase II. Gene Ontology annotation, cellular component: nucleus. NCBI's taxonomy places the organism in Eukaryota, Metazoa, Chordata, Mammalia, Artiodactyla, Bovidae. Gene Ontology annotation, molecular function: DNA binding; protein binding; DNA-binding transcription factor activity, RNA polymerase II-specific. The coding region runs from base 52 to 2451 and encodes 799 amino acids. The transcript has 26 exons. The record is from RefSeq and is a predicted model, not a curated record.
GAAAAUCUAAGCAAGAGUGAUCUGGGGCUGGCUCCAUGGUCUAAGAAGAAGAUGGCAAGUGCAGGCAGCCCCUCUAACCGCAGGAUGAUCACGGGGGACCUGAACCUGGAGGAGCAGCACCCAGAGGAGCAGCGCUGCUAUGAGUUCGUAUUCAGGCUCUUCAGAGAAAAUAAGGUGGAGAUCGCAAGUGCCAUACCAAAGCCAUUUCCUUUUCUCAUGGGCCUGCGAGAUCGGGGCUUCAUCUCUGAGUCAAUGUUCGAGCAUUUUCAAGAAGCUUGUAGAAAUCUGGUCCCAGUGGAAAGUGUGAUGUAUAAAGCUCUCAGUGAGCUGGAGAAGAAAUUUGACAAGACGGUUCUGGAAGCCCUGUUCAGCAAGGUUAACCUGAAGGCCUAUCCUGAGUUACUUCAGAUUUGCAAUAGCUUCAAAAACGUGAUUCAUGACAACUUCUAUUACCAAACCACUGAUGAAGGAGAGACAAAGGAGAUGCUCAACUCACAAUUAAGCCAUGAACAAGUGUCCUUGGAACACUCAUCUCUCCAAAUGAACAGUGUAAGAGGAUUUGAAAGUAUGCCCAGACUACUGCCAUAUUAUGGGCAAGAGAACAGCAAUGCCUGGGAUGAAGAAUGGCCCCAGGAAGCCUCAAGCUUCUCACCAAGAUGUGUGCCAGUUUCCUCUGAGCACAGAUUUCUCCAAAGGACCAGCAAAGGCAAUUCUGAAGAGAUGCCCAAACUGCAACCAGUGACCAGAGAUCCCAAAGCUCUCCAAGUGCCUCCUAAAGGAGAACCCAAGAAGGUGCUCAGCCCACUACCAGCAGAGGGAGAAGAGGGUAAAAAGGCCUAUUGUGUGAUCCAUGAGGAAGAAGAGCCCCAGGAAGCCCUGAGCUCCCCACCAAGAUGUGAGCCAGUGACCUGUGAUCCCAAAGCUCCCCAAAUGCCUCCUGAAGGAGAAGCCGAGGAGGUGCUCAGCCUAUUACCAGCAGAGGAGGGAGUGUCCUGUGACCCUGAAGCUUCCCAAAUGAGUGACAAAGAAGAACAAGAGGAGCUGCCCAGUCAGCCACUGGAUGGAGAAGAAGGCAGUGGCACCUGUUUCGAAAUAUGUGAUGAAGAAGAGACUCAGGAAUCCUUGAGCUCACCACCAAAAAGUGGACCAGAAACAGAGCUACCAAUGUUUGGAAAUGAGUGCUCCUGUGUGAUGUGCUUCCCCAAAGAGGUACGCAGAAUUCCAGAAGAAAGAACUGAAAGUAUGCAAGCUGGUGACAACAGAGAUACGGCGGAUCUUGGGAACAACUCUGCUGUGAGAAAACCCAAGAGGAGAAGAAGAAAAAAGAAAGGGCAUUCCUGGACAAGAGUAAAAGCAAAGAGGAGAAAUGUAUAUCGAAAAGCCCUAGACAACAGCAAAGCUGCUGGCCAACCGGCCCCAAGUGGAAAGAAGGUGAAACUGAGUCUGCAGGACCCUGCCAAGAUCAGGAGGAAAAGGAGAAGCAGACCUAGAAUCCGCUCUACUCGUAAUGACAGAACCCCAAGGGGAAGAGCUAAGUCAAGAGGGAAAAGAAAGUACGCAUACGAACAUGUGGAUUUUCACUCUCAGAUAAUUCCUGUGACCUGUGGUAAGGUGAAAGGAAAGUUACACAAGAAGAAGUUGAAAGUCGGAGCCUGGGUGAAGUGUAUACAGAGUGAAAAUGGAGACUGGUUCACCCCCAGGGAAUUUGAAAUCCGAGGCGGCCACGGAAGAUCAAAGAAUUGGAAGCUCAGUAUUCGCUGUGGAGGGAGGCCCCUGCGAUGGCUGAUGGAGAAAGCAUUUCUCCAUAAUCCUCCAAGGAAAUAUGACGGGAGAAGAAAGAAAAGAGGACUGAAGUCUCCUGACAACACCUUAGAUAGCCUUUGUCUGGGAAACUCAGAUGUGUGUGAGACCUGCCGGGAUGGAGGAAAGCUGUUCUGCUGUGACACUUGUUCGAGGUCUUUUCACGAGGACUGUCACAUCCCACCCGUGGAAACUGAGAAGAGCCCGUGGAGUUGCACCUUCUGCAGGAUGAAGGAGUCUUCAGGAAACCAGCAGGGUCUCAGAGAAUCUGAGGUCCUGGCGAGGCUGAUGCAGCCGGAGGAGCAGCUGAAAUGUGAGUUCCUCCUCUUGAAGGCCUAUUGCCAUUCAGAAAGCACCUUUUUUGCAAGGAUUCAAAAAAGGAUUCCAUAUUAUUAUUAUAUUAAAAAGGCUUCUAAAAACCUCAAGGAACCCAUGUGUUUGGACAAGAUCAAGAAGAGGCUGAAUGAGCAGGGCUACUCCCACGUGGAAGGGUUUAUGCGGGACAUGCGUCUCAUCUUUCAGAACCACAGGGCAUCUUACAAGUUCAAUGACUUUGGCCUAAUGGGAUUUAGACUGGAGGCAGAAUUUGAGAAGAAUUUCAAGGAAGUGUUUGCUCUUCAGGAAACAAAUGAGGACAGUUCUCUGGAAUAA